AUGGCCUCACACCCUCCUGCCCGCCCCCGCCGCCUCCUGCCGCUCUCCCUGGGGCUCUUCCAGGGUGCCCUGCUCCUCUUCUUCGCCCUCUUCAUCACCUAUGAGGAGCCCUCGGCGCGGGUGGAGGAUGCCAGCCUGGUGGCCAAGCAGCUCUACGGCACCUUCCCCCUCCUCCAGGACAUCCAGGUGAUGCUGGUGGUGGGGCUGGGGCUCCUGCUGACCUUCCUGCCCCGCUACGGGCUCAGUGUCCUCACCCACAACUUCCUUCUGCUCAACUUCUGCACGCAGUGGGCUCUGGUGCUGCAGGCCUUGCUCCACCACCUCCACCGUGGCCAGGUCCACCUGGACCUGCACAGCCUCCUCCUGGCCGAGUUUGCUGCCGUGACGGUGCUCAUCUCCGUGGGGGCCGUGCUGGGCAGGACCAGCCUCUGCCAGCUGCUCCUCGUGGGUGCCUGGGAGGUGCCCAUCUACCUUGCCAGCGAGUGGGUCAUCAGCACCCAUCUGGGGGUCCUGGACGUGGGGGGCACCAUCACCAUCCACGUCUUCUCCUGCUACUUUGGCCUGGGAGUGUCCAAGGCUCUGUUCGGGGCGGGGCGGCGCCCACUGCACCCCAAGGAGACCCCAACCCCCGGCUCAGACCUCACCUCCCUGCUGGGGGCUCUCAUCCUCUGGGUCUUCUGGCCCAGCUUCGUGGCCGUCCUGUGCCAGCCAGGAGACGCCCAGCGCCGUGCCAUCCUGAACACCAUCCUGGCCCUGAGUGCCAGCGCCGUGACCGCGGUGGUGGCCUCCAGCCUGCUGGAGGAGGGCAGGCUGAGGCCUGGCCACCUGCAGAACGGCAGCCUGGCCGCCGGGGUGGCCGUCGGCGCUGUGGCCGACAUGCCCGUGCCACCCGUGGCCGCCCUGGCCCUGGGCAGCCUCGCGGCCGCGGUCUGUGUCCCGGGCUUCAGGUUCCUCAGCCCACUCCUGAGGAGGAAGCUCGCGCUGCAGGACCACUGCGGCAUCCACAGCCUGCACGGCUUGCCUGGCAUCCUCGGCGCCGUGGCCAGCGCCGUGGUCAUCCUGGCGGCACCCGAGGACACCUCCAGCUCCCCCUUCUCUCAGGGGUCCCCUGCUGGGGCCAAUGCCAGCGAGGGGACAGUGGGGCAGUGGGGUGAGCGUGGGGCAGGCGGGCAGGCGUUGUGCCAAGCAGCAGGGCUGGCAGUGGCCGUCGGUGGCUCGCUGCUCGCUGGGCUGCUGACCGGGCCCUGCCUGGCACAGCCACCUGAGCAGCACUGCUUCGAGGAUUCACUGAAUUUUGGCAUCCAGGGUCAGGCUGAGAGCCUGGAGCCAGCUGGCCCCGUGGAGGAAGGAGCCCUGGCUCUGAAGGAGAGAGUUUAG
This is a messenger RNA of Dryobates pubescens (Downy woodpecker), 1377 nucleotides long. RefSeq names its product ammonium transporter Rh type A-like. Gene Ontology annotation, biological process: ammonium transmembrane transport; ammonium homeostasis. Gene Ontology annotation, cellular component: plasma membrane. Gene Ontology annotation, molecular function: ammonium channel activity. Lineage: Eukaryota; Metazoa; Chordata; Aves; Piciformes; Picidae. The record is from RefSeq and is a predicted model, not a curated record.